Daucus carota subsp. sativus is the source of this 2549-nucleotide messenger RNA. RefSeq names its product phospholipid--sterol O-acyltransferase. Gene Ontology annotation, biological process: lipid metabolic process. The record is from RefSeq and is a predicted model, not a curated record. The transcript is spliced from 17 exons. The coding region runs from base 231 to 2123 and encodes 630 amino acids. NCBI's taxonomy places the organism in Eukaryota, Viridiplantae, Streptophyta, Magnoliopsida, Apiales, Apiaceae.
CUUUUCAUAGUUGACGAAACAAGAAAAAGUUGCAACUCCCUAAUAUGCAUGGUGAUUGGUGACUGGUGAGAUGAUGAUGAUUCUGCGGUCAAGAACUCAAUAAUUAAUAUUAAUUGUUGUUACAGAAAGAUCAUCGUACUCUAAAUUUCAGCACCCGAAAGUUUUUUAACGAAUUCAGCCUCCAAACUGUUUGAUACAUAGAAAGAUAGGAUUUCCAUAGAUAGAGUCAGAUGAAUAUACAGCUACUUUUCUUGGGUCUUCUUGUCAUCGGCACUCUACACAGCACCGCCGUCAACGGUAGAGUUCUGACCGGAAACUACGGGAAGCUAUCAGGGAUCAUUAUACCUGGCUUUGCUUCUACCCAACUCAGAGCUUGGUCUAUUUUGGACUGUCCUUUCUCUCCACUUGAUUUCAAUCCUCUUGAUUUGGUCUGGCUCGACUCCACUAAACUUCUUUCUGCUGUAAAUUGCUGGCUAAAGUGCAUGCUGUUGGACCCUUACACCCAAUCAGAUAACCCUGAGUGCAAGUCUCGCGCUGACACUGGUCUUUCUGCAAUAACAGAGAUUGAUCCAGGUUAUAUAACAGGCCCUCUUUCAUCAGUGUGGAAAGACUGGAUCAAGUGGUGCAUUGAGUUUGGAGUUGAGGCCAAUGCAAUCAUUCCUGCUCCAUAUGACUGGAGGCUAUCUCCAUCAAAGCUUGAGGAGCGAGACCUCUACUUCCACAAGCUAAAGCUCGCUUUUGAAACUGCACUUAAACAGCGUGGCGGUCCCUCAAUAGUUUUUGCGCAUUCACUGGGUAACAAUGUUUUCCGGUACUUCUUGGAGUGGCUGAAGCUUGAGAUUGCACCCAAAGCAUACAUUCAAUGGCUGGAUGAUCACAUACAUGCUUACUUUGCCGUCGGAUCACCUUUUCUUGGUUCAGUACAGAUGAUUGAAUCAACACUUUCUGGAGUGACAUUUGGUCUUCCUGUUUCUGAGGGGACAGCUCGAUUGAUGUCCAAUUCAUUUGCCUCUACACUUUGGAUGCUGCCAUUUUCAAAGUAUUGUAGGUCUGAUAAUAUGUACAGCAAACAUCUAGCUGGUAAUAGCAAAAAAGGUCACAAAGUGUACCAUUGUGACACAGACAAAUUAAAGUUCAAUUUUUCUGGGUGGCCAACUAAUGUUGUCAACAUCGAGGUUCCUUUUCGGGGAGAUGAUGCUUAUUCAUCCUUUUUAAAUGCUGCACGGGGAAACUUGUCUAGCAUGGAAUGCGGUCUGUCAAAUCUAUUAUCCUUCUCUGCUCAUGAAGUAGCAGAUGGGACCUUUUUCAAAGCAAUAGAAGAUUAUGAUCCUGAUAGUAAAAGGGUAUUGUACCAAUUGAAUAAUUCAUAUCAUAGUGAUCCUAUUCUUAAUCCGCUAACACCUUGGGAAAGACCUCCUUUAAAAAACAUCUUUUGCAUCUAUGGAGUUGAUUUAAAAACAGAGGUCGGAUAUUAUUUUGCACCAAGUGGAAAGCCUUACCCUGAUAAUUGGAUCAUAACCGAUGUGAUAUAUGAGAUUGAAGGAUCCUUAUAUUCCAGGUCAGGUAAUCUGGUUAGUGGAAAUCCAGGAGCAACAAGUGGCGAUGAAACGGUGCCUUAUAAUUCGCUGUCCUGGUGCAAGACUUGGCUGGGGCCAAAAGUAAAUAUAACAAGGGCUCCGCAGUCGGAGCAUGAUGGAUCAGACAUACAGGUGCAGCUAAAUGUCGAACACAUUCUCGAGGGGGAUGUUGUUGCAAACAUGACAAGGUCACCCAGGGUUAAGUACAUAACGUAUUUUGAAGAUUCUGAAAAUCUUCCAGGAAAGAAGACUGCAGUUUGGGAACUUGAUAAAGCAAACCACAGGAAUAUUGUGAGAUCCCCAGUUUUGAUGCGGGAACUAUGGCUUGAAAUGUGGAAUGAUAUUCAUCCAAAUAAAACAACAAAGUUUGUCACAAAAGCUAAGCGUGGACCAUUAAGAGAUGAGGACUGCUACUGGGAUUAUGGAAAAGCUCGUUGUGCCUGGUCAGAGAAUUGUGAAUAUAGGUAUGUUUUUGGAGAUGUUCACCUGGGUCAGAGCUGCAGGCUAAGGAAUACUUCAAUCAAUCUUCUCGCAAAUUAUGUAUAACAUGUUGGGUGUAACUGUAUUCAUGACAACUCCUUAAUGUAAUUCUAGGCAUAUAUGCACGAAGAUAAGCCGUUCGCUUAAUGAUUCUCAGGAACUCCAUUUCUGGUUCUUCCACAAGCACCCUGACGCGGAUAAAAUAUAGAUAGUGAGAAAGGUAAUUGGACAUCUGAACCUGGUGGAAAUGAGAGUUCUGCCAUUUUCGAGUACAGAGUAGGCUCAUUUAUAUAUAGACAUUACACUUGAUACCAAGAAUUCUUGAUCGCCCCGGCUUCCAAAGAUUAGUUGAGUACAUGCAGGCAAACAAUGCACUUCAAAUGCUGAAUGCAAGACUGAAUACAUGUAGCAACUUAUAGGUACAAUUUGUGUAACGAUUUAUAAGUCAAUUUAAAAGUCAAAUAUGAGAAGUUAAAAAUUCUAGUUUUUUUA